Molecule: messenger RNA, 594 nt
Organism: Trichobilharzia regenti
Lineage: Eukaryota; Metazoa; Platyhelminthes; Trematoda; Strigeidida; Schistosomatidae
Source: the annotation of a GenBank genome assembly
AUGUUCCAGUACAGACCUACGACUAGUGGUGGUAGUAGUAGUUGUAGUAGUAGUUCAACAUUUAGUGGUGUUUCAAAUUCUAGUGUUGUCCUUCGACAAUUUGAAGCACACAAAGCUAUUCUGGCUGCUAGAAUCCUGGUGCCUGCUUCAAUGUUUGAACAUGGCAUGGAAGAGUCUAGGGCUAAUCGAGCUGAAAUUACGGAUAUGGAACCAGAUACUGUGUCUGAAGUUCCACGUUACAUAUAUACUGGACAAGUUGUCGGUUUCGAUCGAUUGGCGUAUGAAUUACUAGCAGCUGCUGACAAGUAUAAGUUGGAACGGCUUAAGACAAUGUAUGGAGAAGCGCUUGUAGAAAGUCUUUCAGUCGAGAAUGCUUGUGACGCAUAUGGACUUCCUGAUAUCCACAAUGCGGAACAGUUGAAAGCUCAUAUACUUGAGUUUACAAUGCUACAUGCUCAUGAUGUCUGUGAAACUGAAGGCUAUGAACAACUGGUGCAAUAUCGUCCACGUCUGUUGAAUGAGUGCCUUCGUAGUCUUACCUCACAACAGCUCCCUUUGAAAUGUUGGGUACAUCAAGGUCCUAGGCAAUCUUGA